AUGAACGUUAGAAAUGCACAUAUUAAUAUUGCAGAAUUUGAAGAUACUAAUGGUAAUAUAGUUGCAGAACAAAAUCAUAUUGCAUAUUUGUUGGUGACCCACUUUAAGAAGAAAUUUGAACAUCAUGAUGUGUCAUUUGAGGAAAGUCUUUUUGACACUAUUCCUAAAGUAAUAAUUGACGAAAAUAAUGCUCUCAUGGAUGCUCUGCCUUCAGCACAAGAGAUUAAAGAUGCAGUUUUUUCUAUGGAUCCAAACAGCUCACUUGGCCCUGAUGGAUUUCCAGCAAGGAGCUUUCAUAAAAGGAGAAAUAUUCAAGAGAAAAUUGUUCUUUCUUCUGAACUUGUAAAUGAGUUAAAUACUAAAAGAAGAGGAGGUAAUGUAGGUUUGAAGUUGGAUAUCACUCAAGCUUUUGAUUCAAUGAGUUGGGAAUUCAUUUUUGAAACACUCAAGCAUUUUGGCUUUUCUCAAGUGGGAAUUAACUGGUUGAGGAUAAUAUUUGAAUCUGCAAGAAUAUCAGUGCUAGUAAAUGGAGGACCAUUUGGUUUCUUUGAAGUAAGAAGGGGUCUCAGACAAGGAUAUCCACUAUCUCCCAUACUUUUUGUGAUAGCUGAAGAAGUACUGAGCAGAAACUUAACCAAAAUGAUUCAAGAAGGUUUGAUCCAAACAAUGGUUAAUAAAAAUGGAUGUAAGCCAUCCCAUUUAAUGUUUGCAGAUGAUAUAUUUUUAUUCUGUAAUGGGCAUAAAAGAACACUAGACAACUUAAUGGGUUUUAUAAUGAAGUAUCAAUCUGCACCAGGACAGACAGCUAACAGAGCAAAAAGCAAAUGUUUUGUUGGAGGAGUUACUGAAGAAAGAAGAUAUAUAAUUGCAAAAAGGCUACAAAUGGAGCUUUCAGGCUUCCUAGACAAAUAUUUGGGUGUAAUACUGUGUCCUGGAAGAAAACUGAUAACUGUUAAAUGGGAUGAAGUAAAUUCACAUUUUGUUGAAGGAGGUCUUGAUAUUAGAAGAUGGGAAGUGGUUAACAAGGCUUUACUAUUGAAACUGCUUUGGAAAAUUGAAACUGAGGAUGAAGAAUGGACUAGAUUUAUGAAGGAAAAGUACAAGAACAAAAAUGGAGACUGGAUUACUGGUUACAAAAAAUCUUCAAUCUGGCUUGAACUGAAAUGGGUGAUGAGUAAACUUAAUGAAGGAAGUAGAUGGCUGGUGAGGAAUGAAAGAAAUAUCUCAGUGUGGCAGGAUAAAUGGGUGAAAGAAAAUGCUCUUAUUAAUCAACAUUACUCUGACCCAUUUGUACAACAACACAAGAACUUAAAAAGUAAGUGA
This is a messenger RNA of Papaver somniferum (opium poppy), 1323 nucleotides long. RefSeq lists its product as uncharacterized. The coding region runs from base 1 to 1323 and encodes 440 amino acids. Lineage: Eukaryota; Viridiplantae; Streptophyta; Magnoliopsida; Ranunculales; Papaveraceae. The transcript is spliced from 3 exons. The record is from RefSeq and is a predicted model, not a curated record.